This is a messenger RNA of Acinonyx jubatus (cheetah), 2365 nucleotides long. It is a transcript of the gene TMEM38A, whose product is annotated as transmembrane protein 38A. The coding region runs from base 87 to 998 and encodes 303 amino acids. NCBI's taxonomy places the organism in Eukaryota, Metazoa, Chordata, Mammalia, Carnivora, Felidae. The transcript is spliced from 6 exons. Gene Ontology annotation, biological process: potassium ion transmembrane transport. The record is from RefSeq and is a predicted model, not a curated record. Gene Ontology annotation, molecular function: potassium channel activity; identical protein binding. Gene Ontology annotation, cellular component: membrane.
CGGGUCCAGCGGCGGGGGCGCAGUUGCCGGGCCGCGGGCUGCGGGACUUACUGGGCCGGGGGCUGGGGUGGGACCCGGCGGGCGCCAUGGAGCUGCUCUCGGCGCUGAGCCUAGGCGAGCUGGCGCUCAGCUUCUCGCGGGUGCCGCUCUUCCCGGUCUUCGACCUCAGCUACUUCAUCGUCUCCAUUCUCUACCUCAAGUAUGAGCCAGGAGCAGUCGAGCUGUCCCGGCGCCAUCCCUUGGCGUCCUGGCUGUGCGCCAUGCUGCACUGCUUCGGGAGUUACAUCUUGGCGGAUCUGCUCCUCGGGGAGCCCCUGAUCGACUACUUCAGCAACAAUUCCAGCGUCCUGCUGGCCUCGGCCGUCUGGUACUUGAUUUUCUUCUGCCCCCUGGACCUCUUUUACAAGUGUGUCUGCUUCUUACCUGUGAAACUUAUAUUUGUGGCCAUGAAGGAGGUAGUCAGAGUCCGAAAGAUCGCCGUGGGCAUCCAUCACGCCCACCACCACUACCACCAUGGGUGGUUCGUCAUGAUUGCCACCGGCUGGGUCAAAGGCUCUGGUGUCGCCCUCAUGUCCAAAUUUGAGCAGCUGCUCCGAGGGGUCUGGAAGCCGGAGACCAAUGAGAUCCUGCACAUGUCCUUCCCCACAAAGGCCAGCCUGUAUGGAGCCAUACUCUUCACCCUGCAGCAGACCCGCUGGCUCCCCGUGUCCAAAGCCAGCCUUACCUUCAUCUUCACCGUGUUCAUGGUGUCCUGUAAGGUGUUCCUGACGGCCACUCACUCUCAUGGCUCCCCUUUUGAUGUUCUGGAGGGCUACAUCUGCCCUGUGCUGUUUGGGGCUGCCUGGGGGGAUGACCAUUACCACGACAACCAUGGUGGGUCCCACGGCGGGUCCCACGGCGGCGGCGGGCCCGGCUCCCCGCACUCAGCCCUGCCUGCUAAGUCCAAGGAGGAGCUGAGCGAGGGCUCCAGGAAGAAGAAAACCAAGAAGGCAGAUUAGUGGGUGGCCCAGAGGCCUUGUGGGGUGCUGGGGAGAAGACCCAAACCCAGGACCCUCAGAGUUGGUGUGGGCGCCUCCUGGGCUCAGCUUUCCCCUCUCCGGGCCUUGAUGUCCCAGUCUACAAACUGGGGCCAUCAGCCCACCCUCCAGGGCUGAUGGGGGCGGGGGCGUUAAAUGAGAUAUGGGGCUGAGGGGCAUUUGUGGGAAUGGAGGGGUCCCUGUCUUUGUGCCAGGCCACCAUAGCGACCCAGCUUUAUUCGGGGGGGAGGCCCACAGAAUCCUGGCAGUGGCUCCAGCCAGAAACUCUAGCAGUAUAUUCUUGCUCCAUCAUUUCCUCUCUAAAAUUACAUCUUGACUCCGAAAGCAUUUCAGGUCAGGUUGAGAGUCACGAAUUUGAUGGCCAUUUCCUAAGUACCUGCUGGGAGGCGGCUGCUAUGACCUUACACGUCUCUUCUUGCCCACCCCUCCUGGAAGGCACCGGGCAAGUUGCCUCCUCCAAGCCUUCCGUUCCCCAUCUGUACGGUGGGGACCCCCAGCCCUCCUCCUUAUGGAAGUGUUGGUGUGCGCCUGGAUGUGAACCAGCCUUAUAAACUCUUAAGCACCACGCAGUCGGGAGGGGAGGCCUUGACGGAUGUUCACCAUGCUUGGGAGCGGCUUUGCAUUUUAGAUGAUUUGUGUUUGUGGAUCGGAGAACCCCACAAGUUACCUGGCACAAAGGGGGCCUUCGGUAGACACACCUAGGCCAGUCUGGAGAGCUUGGAGGGUGGGGGAGGCUCGUUCUGAUCUUUGGCUUCAGGCUGGUGCUAAACCAAAGAAAUGCAGUUGGCCGGGCAGGGGUCCCAAGAUCCAGCUCUUUGAAGGGGCUCCGAGCACCUGCUGUUGGGCCCUAGAAGCGUCAGGCCUCCCUCAUGCCUGCGUCCUCCACUGCUCAUUCAGCCAAUCAGAAGAGUCGGCUUGCUCUGUGCUGGGCAUCUUGCUGCCGCUGGGCCCGGGACAUGCGUCAGGGUGAGUGAGGGGAACGAUAGCUGAGCCCCCACCCCCUGCCCCCGGCCUCCUUCAUCUCAACCUGUUGCCAGGACAUCCAAGCAGGGGUGGGUAGAUGAGGUGUGGCCAGUCUCAGGUGGGGUUUUGGCCCAGACUGGGCCCGCUUAGAGCUGUCCUCUGCACGUGGGUACUCAGCCUACAGCUGCGUCAAGAUCAGGGCGGGGUCAGCAGGGCCCCGGAUGUUGCCCGGCUGUUGGGAAAGUGCCUUGAUCCUGUGACACCUGGGAGGGAGCUGGGUGGGUCCUGAAGCUCCGAAUUCAUCCUCUUGCAUGUUUGUCAAGGCUCGGCAUGAAGGUUCAGCAAAUAAAUCGGUUGUGAAAGAA